AUGAAAGUGGAAAAGCUCAUUGGCGCGAAUCUUCGAGUGAAAGUCGAUGAUGGCAGAGUUCUUGAUGGAGUCCUUUCUGUCAUAGAUCCCUUUGGAAAUUUACUUCUAGCAAACGUUUAUGAAACAUCAGUUGAUAAAUUGAACGAGUCAUUGUUCCAUACACGAGAGUUGGGAUUGGUGAGUGUCCCCAGAAAUGUGAUUAAAACACUCAUGGUAGACAAAAAACAAUACGGCCGCAUCGGCGAGAAUCAGGUUUCGUGA
Messenger RNA from Australozyma saopauloensis, 261 nucleotides. RefSeq lists its product as uncharacterized. The transcript has a single exon. Lineage: Eukaryota; Fungi; Ascomycota; Pichiomycetes; Serinales; Metschnikowiaceae. Gene Ontology annotation, cellular component: NatC complex. The record is from RefSeq and is a predicted model, not a curated record. The coding region runs from base 1 to 261 and encodes 86 amino acids.